GGGAGUACCGGGGGGGGUCACCAGGGGGGUUUGUUCGGGGGGUUCCCGGGGAUUUAUUCGAGGCUCUUCGCACGAGCUCCCUGAGGGCGGGGGUCCCCACAAACCUCCCGCAGCGUGUCUGGGGGCGGCUCUUUGGAUCGGGGAUGCCGCAAACCCCCGAAGCGGGUACGAUGGGGGACACUCGGGGGGGUCUCCGCAAUCCCCCGUGCGUUGUCUGGGGGUCCCUCGGGGGUCCCCACCGGUCCCCGCGGGUCUCUGGGGGUCUCUGUGGGCACCCGUGGGGGGGAGGGGGGCAGCCGCCGCGUGCCAUGUGUCACGUGACACGGGCCACCAUGGCGGCGCCCAUAGAACCGGAAGCGGAAGUGGCACGGCAGAGGCGCCGCGGGGCAGCUGCGACGCCGGCGGGGACUGGGGGCCCUCCUGAGCCCCCUCCCCACCAUGUUCCUGCUUCCCUGCUGUGCCCUCGUCCUCCUCCUCCUCACCUGCCUGGCUCUGGAGCCGCCCCCGCGCCACCCCCCGCCCUCCAACCCCGCGUUCCGCGGCUUCCAGCGGCGGUUCCUACUGGGAUACCUGCCGGCUCUGGCCGCCGACUGGCUGCAGGGCCCGCUGCUCUUCCAGCUGCUCCACAGCCGGGGCUUCCUGCGCAGCCAGAUUGCCGCCCUCUACUCCUGCGGCUUCGCCUCCAACGUCGCCUUCGGCCUCGCCUCCGGGGUUUUUGUGGAUCGGCUGGGCCGGAAAAAGUCCUGCGUGCUGUCCUCGGGGCUGUGCUCCGUGUCCUGCCUGCUGCAGCUCUCCCACGAUUUCCUGGCCCUGGCAGCCGCCCGGGUCCUGGCGGGGCUUGGCACCUCUCUGCUCUUCUCCGCCUUCGAGUCCUGGUACCUCCACGAGCACCUGGAGCGCCACGACUUCCCUGCCGAGUGGAUUCCCGACACCUUCUCCCGCGUGGCGCUCUGGAACAGCGGCCUGGCCGUGGCAGCUGGCCUGCUGGCCUGGCUGCUGGCUGAGGGGUUACUGCUGGACCCCGUGGCCCCGUUCCUGGUGGCCGUGCCCUUCCUGGCUCUCUCGGGGAUCUUCACUGGGAAAAACUGGGAUGAGAACUACGGGAAGAGCCGGCCCUGCGGUAAGGCCUGUGGGGAAGGCGUUCGGGGCCUCGUGUCCGAGCCCCAGGCGCUGCUCCUGGGGCUGGUCCAGGCCCUGGUGGAGAGCAUCCUGCUCAUCUUUGCCUUCCUUUGGACUCCCGUCCUGGAGCCGCACGGGAUCCCGCUGGGAAUCGCCUUCUCGGCUUUCACGGCCGCCAGCGCCGCGGGCUCGGCGCUGUUCCGGCGCGGCGCCACCGGGAGGCUCCGGCUGCAGCCGCUGCGGCUCCUGCCCGGCUCCGUGCUGCUGCUGGCGCUGGCCCUCGUGCUCCUGGCCCUGCCGCUGGACCCCCCCGGUGACUUCCUCGCCGUGCUGCUGCUGCAGCUUUCCUGCGGGAUCUACUUCCCGGCCAUGGCGUUCCUGCGGCGCCGGCUGGAGCGCGGGGGGGACCCGGCGGGCGGAGCGCGGUGGCUGCGGCUGCCCCUGGGCCUGGGGGUGGCGCUGGUGCUGCCGGCCCUGCCCGGGGAUCCCGCGGGGACGCGCGGCGUGUUCGGGGCCGCGGCCCUGGCAGCGCUGGUGGCGCUGGGGGCAGCCGGGGGGGUCCUGGGCACCAGCCGUGGGGACGAGGGGCUGAGGAUAGGGGACGAGGGGCUGCUCGAGGGGGACGCUGGGGAGUGACAGGAGCACUGCUACAGGGACACUGGGACUGCUCAGCAGCGACACCUGGCUCUGAUGGGGACACGGGGACAGUUUGAGAGCGUCACCAAGGCGUGACAGGAACACUGGGCUGUGACAGGGACAGGGACACUGGGACAGCUCGAUGGGGACACUGGGGUGGGACAGGGGCACUGAGACAGCUUGACAGGGACAUAGGGAUGUAGUGGGGAUGCUGGGGUGUGACAGGGACAUCAGGACAGCUUGGUGGGGACACUGGGGUGUGACAGGGACGUCAGGACAGCUUGGUGGGGACACUGGGGUGUGACAGGGUCAUCAGGACCAUUCAGUGGGGAUACCACGGUGUGACAGGGAUACGGAGAUUUGGCAAGGACAGAGACACUGGGAUGUCACAGUGACAGGAGCACCAGGACAGCUCUAUGGGGACACCAGGGACACAGGGACAGCUCGAUAGAGCAAUGGGAUUUAACAGGGACAAGGACAGUAACACCUGUCUGGAACAGGAACAGUGGGACAGCUCAACAGGGACACCAGAAUGUGACAGGGUCAGGGACACAGGAUAAGCCCAUAGGGUCACUAGGCAGUGAUGGGGUCAGAGUGUGACCCUGUGCUGAGCUGUGAGUGACAGAAACAUUGAGACACCCCAUGGAGACACUGAGCAGUGAGGGGUCACAGUGCCACCCCACAACAGACUGCGGGUUACAACAACACUGGGACAAUGGGUCACAGUGCCACCCCAUGAUGGACUUUGGGUGACAAUGAUACUGGGACACUCCAAUCAUGACAAGGAACUGUGACAGGUCAUGGUGUCACCCCCAUGGCUGAGCUGUGGAUAACAGUGACACUGGGACACCCUGAUGGUGACACAGAGCUCUGCUGGUGACCCAUUACCAGUGCCACCCUCACAAUGAGCUCUGGGUGGCAACAUGGGGACAGCCCGAGGUGACACUGAGCUGGGACAGAUCACAGUGUCACCCCCAUAAUGGGGUGAUGGGACACACAUACACCCCCAGGUAACCCCCGGGCUGUGACGGUCACAGUGCCACCUCCCCCACAGCACAGCAGAGGGGACAUGGGGACACCAGGCCGGGUGUGGCCUGUGACUGAUGCCGUGUGUUGUCAUGGGGGUGGGGGUGUAUUAAUUUCUUAAUUAAUUUCUAAUAAACCCACCCAGUAGA
This is a messenger RNA of Serinus canaria (Common canary), 2930 nucleotides long. It is a transcript of the gene SLC61A1, whose product is annotated as major facilitator superfamily domain containing 5. The record is from RefSeq and is a predicted model, not a curated record. Gene Ontology annotation, molecular function: molybdate ion transmembrane transporter activity. Bases 439 to 1755 code for a protein of 438 amino acids. The transcript has 2 exons. Gene Ontology annotation, biological process: molybdate ion transport. Lineage: Eukaryota; Metazoa; Chordata; Aves; Passeriformes; Fringillidae. Gene Ontology annotation, cellular component: membrane.